Messenger RNA from Ctenocephalides felis (cat flea), 872 nucleotides. Its product is annotated as protein N-terminal glutamine amidohydrolase-like. NCBI's taxonomy places the organism in Eukaryota, Metazoa, Arthropoda, Insecta, Siphonaptera, Pulicidae. Gene Ontology annotation, molecular function: protein-N-terminal asparagine amidohydrolase activity; protein-N-terminal glutamine amidohydrolase activity. The transcript is spliced from 4 exons. The coding region runs from base 234 to 872 and encodes 212 amino acids. Gene Ontology annotation, cellular component: nucleus; cytosol. The record is from RefSeq and is a predicted model, not a curated record.
UUAAAGUGACAUUUUCUCUACGGCUGUCAGAUUGACAACAUUUAAAUACUUAUAUGGGCUUUUUUAAAAAUGUUAUUCGCUUUGUUACAAUAAAAUAUCAAAUUCAUAUAGAUAGGUUGAACUAUAUACAACGCCAAAUGAGUUAUAACAAUUUUAUGCAAUAAUGUAAUAAUCAAUUUGAAACGAUAAAUAUGUUACAACUGUUGUAUAAAAAUAGAGUAAAAUAGAGUAAAAUGACUAACGAUAGAAUAAAUUUAUUCCCUAAGAAAUCAGAAUGCAGUUAUGUUUCAUGCUAUUGUGAGGAAAAUGUUUGGAUGCUUUGUGAUAAAGUGGGCAAAGAAAACGUGGAAGAGUUGAGUAGGUGCUACGCAGUUUUCGUAUCGAAUGAAGGACGAACGGUUCCGUUAUGGCGACAAAAGGCAGGUCAUGGAGAUGACCAUAUUGUUAUGUGGGACUAUCAUGUGUUUUUUAUACACUCUACUCCAGCACAGUGUCUCGUAUUUGAUUUAGAUUCCCAGUUACCAUUUCCCACUCAUUUUCAUAAAUAUGUGACGGAAACGUUUCGAUCAGAUUUGGCAUUGAAUCCAGAACACCAUAGAUUUUUUCGUGUCAUACCAGCUGAUCAGUUUAUAAGUAGUUUUGCAUCUGAUCGCAGGCACAUGUUGAGACCAGAUGGCACUUGGCUUAAACCACCUCCUUUGUAUGAGUGCAUUUCUUGUAAAGAAGUGGGACAAAUUAAUCAGGAUAUUGUAAAUGAUCUUCAAUCGCUUCGUGCGGAAGUGGCUACAUUGAGAAAGGAAGCACUUGCUACCAAAACAGAAUUAUAUAAAAUCAGAGCAAAUGUAUCCAAAAUUGCUGGACAAACUACGUAA